This is a messenger RNA of Symbiodinium natans, 888 nucleotides long. NCBI's taxonomy places the organism in Eukaryota, Dinophyceae, Suessiales, Symbiodiniaceae. The record is from the annotation of a GenBank genome assembly.
AUGGUGACUGACCCGGAGCCCGAAGCAUUGACCACAUCCCUCGGCAGCUUGACCUUUGAGCUCUAUCGCGGGCCGUCGGACCACAACUCACCCAAGGCCAACGAGCGAACUCUUGAGGUGGCCCUGGGACUGUGGUUCAUGCGCCGCAGCUUGUCGCGGCUUUCCAGCAUUGGCCAGUUGCCGUUGGAGCUGGGCGACGUCCUGGGCCACUACUGGCCGACAGAGGACCGGGUGGACGGCCGCUAUCUGCCGUGGCAGCUGGCCGAUUUGGGAUCGAACGGCCAGGAUGCGACCUCGAUGUCGUUUGUGGGCAGACACUUGCUGAGUUUGUCCACCGUGGAGCAUGUAGGCCAUGACAACGAGGGCCUGGCACACGUGAAUGGCUUCCGUACCAACGGCACACGUGAGAGCCUUGAAGAGUGGGUGAGAUCCUGGGACGAGGCGCCAUCGCUGCUGAGGCAGAUUGCGGCUGAAGCCGCAGAGUUCUUGGUCACUUUCCCCGUCGGCUUCAAUGCCCGACUGGAUGACGUGGUGGUCAGCUCACAGGAGCUGUGGCCGGUUAGUCGCGUGCUUCGCCGCGUGAAUGUGCAGAACCUGUGGGAGGAGGAUCCCAAAAGGAGCUUUGCCUACCACUACGACCUCCAGGAUGCAUAUCUGCCGGAGACCACAGGCCUUAUGCACCAUCCCGCGCUGCCGGGCGUUUAUCAGCAAGUUUAUGGUUCGGCCAUGCCUGCAAAGCUACAGCCGCCCUUCCAUCCUAGAUUUCGAUUCGCCAACGCCGUGUGCGUCGUGACGAAUGGCGGCAACUGGUUCGCCAAGCGUGUCGUUGAUCUGGAGCGGCAGACCAGCGAGUUCAACAUGGAGUGGCAGUCGGUGGAGGCGUCCUGA